AUGUCUGGAUUUAUUUCAAAUGAUCCAUGCCUACUUUUGAAACAAGUACUCCAGUUGCUCGAUGUUGAAACUGAUGAUGAGGAAGAAGUAAUUAUUGAUGACAUUGUAAGUGACACCACAACAGAAAGUGCAGUCUUGAAUCCAAUUGAUCCCUUUGAAAUUCAAUCAGAUCAACCAAAGUCAUCUACAAGACUUGAAGAAGAAGAAAAAAACGAUAAUGGUGGUUGGUCAAUUGCAGGAACCGACAUUGUAAGUGACACCACAACAGAAAGUGAAGUCUCGAAUUCAAUUGAUCCAUUGGAAAUUCAAUCAGAUCAACCAAAGUCAUCGUCUACAACACUUGAAGAAGAAAGAAACGAUCAUGGUUGGUCAAUUGCAGGAACAGACAUUGUGCCAUUUCAUAAGUUUGAUCCGGAUGCAGUGUAUAGUUAUUGUCAUUCCUCGAGUAAAGAUGGAGGAAAAGGCGAUUUAAAAAUUAGAGUUAGGCAGCAUUUGGCUUCGAUUGGAUGGAAGAUCGAGUUUUUUAGAAAUGUAGGAAGAACCAAGGUUAGAAUGCGUUAUACUUCGCCCCAAGGGAAAGUAUUCAUGUCACUUGUUCUUCUUUGUAAGACUCUGCUUGGAUCCAUAUCAGAAAAGGAUCAGACUCCACCCUUAAGUUUACAUUCUCCGGUUUCUGAUAAGUUACAAGAAAACCUCCAAGUUAAUGAAGAAGAAGUCCAUUUUGAACCUGAAUAUAAUCAAGAAGCCUUGGUGGAGUAUGUUUCAACUGGAACCCAACAGAAGAAUGAUGAUCAUGCUUGGUACAGGAAGACUAAUGCCAAAGUUCUUCAAUUGAAAGUAAGAAAGCAUCUCUCUUUUCUUGGAUGGAAGUUCUGGUAUAUUACUAAAAAGGGUAAAAGGGAAUUACAAUAUUGCUCACCUAGAGGGAAGAUUGAGGUUUCCCUUAUAACAAUAUGCAAACAAUGUAUAAAUGAAGGAAUUGGUUUGUCAAAAUCCAAGGAAGUUGUUGUUCAACCUGAGGAAAUUACACAACCCUCGAAAUUUAGAAAGACAUUGGGAGAAAAGGAUUCUGGACAUUUGAUUAGCAAAAGAGUUAGUCAAGCAAAUCCAACCACUUCUUCUAGUCCGAAUCCUCGAACUGUAUUGUCUUGGUUAAUAGACAAUAAUGUGGUGUUACCAAGGGCUAAAGUGCAUUAUAGAAAAGAUCAACGCCGGUUAGCUGAAGGAAUGAUUACACGAGAAGGAAUAGAGUGUGCUUGUUGUGGGCAAGUUUUUACGCUAUCUAAAUUUGAGGCUCAUGCAGGCAGCACUAUCCAUAGGUCUGAUGCUAAUAUAUUUCUGGACGAUGGAAGAUCUCUUUCAGAGUGUCAGUCACAAUUGAGAGAUCGCAUUAAAUUAAAGAGUUUGAUGAAAAAGUCUAAAGAGACAAUGAGUUAUAAUAUAAACGAUUCUAUAUGCUCUGUCUGUCGCAUUGGUGGAGAGUUAAUUUUGUGUGAUAAAUGUCCGUCCUCAUAUCAUAUUACUUGUCUUGGUCUUAAGGUUUUUCCUGAUGGCGACUGGUUUUGCCCAUCAUGUUUGUGUGGAUCUUGUGGGAGAAUCAAAAUUUCAGAAGAUGCUAAGGAAGUGGAAAAUGAUAAUUUUCUCCAUUGUGACCAGUGCCAACAUAAGUAUCAUAUGGAGUGUUUGAAGGAAAUGGCCUAUACAAAUCCUGGAAAUGUCCCCAUGGAAAGUUGUUUUUGCAGCAAAAGAUGUGAAGAGAUAUUUUUGGGACUUAGGUCACGUUUGGGAAAACGUAUUCCUGUUGGUGAAAAUUUAACAUGGACAUUAUGGAAAGGUGUUUAUUCGAAUGAUAGUCCUGAUAAAGAAGCGGAAAAUUACUGCAAACUGAAUGUUGCUCUUAAUGUGAUGCACGAGUGUUUUAAGCGUGUCAAAAAUCCUGAAACUCAAAGAGAUCUUAUUGAAGAUGUCAUCUUCUGUCGAAGAUCUGAGUUAAAUCGUUUGAAUUUCGAAGGAUUCUUCACUGUGAUUUUGGAAAAAAAUAAUGAGUUGGUCUCCGUAGCUAACGUUAGGAUUCAUGGAGAGAAAGUUGCUGAAAUGCCACUUGUAGCCACAGGGUUUCAGUAUCGCAGAUCAGGAAUGUGCCGCAUCUUAAUUAAUGAGCUUGAAAAGAUGUUAAUGGAAUUAGGCAUUCAGAAAAUUGUAAUACCUGCAGUUCCUUUAGUAGUCAACACAUGGAAAAGCGCAUUUGGGUUUUCUGAAAUGACAAAUCAGACAAAAUUAAUGUUCUUGAAUCACAACUUCUUAGAUUUUGAAGGCACUAUCAUGUGUGAGAAGUCGUUACAACCACACUUAUUUCAUUCAUCAGAAAACGAGAUAAAAGUCUGUAAUGUAGCCUCUGAAAGUAAUGAUUUCGAUUUAAAGGCUAAUAAGACUAACCGAGAUGAAGAUAGUAGAAUAAUGGAAUAUGAAUCAUCUUCAACCUACUGCAUUCCCUAUAAUGAGGUGUUUCCUAAGGAUGCAUAUGUGGUUCCAAGUGCAGAAUUGGGGGUGUACGAGUCCCAAUUUGAUAGCUUCGUCCAAUCUUACAAACGAAGAUGUCCAUUUACUGAUCCUGAGUAUAAUUCCCUACAUGUGUUUCCUAUUGCUGCAUAUAAACAAGCUGAUGGAAUAAAUAUUGAUAAUAGAAGAGUGCUUGUCGAUGUUGAACGAGGUAGAACAGUUCCAAAUUGGAAACCUCGUCGACUUCGUAGGGGUCUAGGAACAACCAGGAUUGGAGGUGAAGAUGUAAAUAAAAAACAAUUGGGGAGGGAAAAAUCCCGUGAAAAGGGAAGAGAUAGAGAAGGUGAUAGGGAGAAAUCUCGUGAGCGAUCUUAUGAGAAGUCAACGGAUCGUGAUGAACCGGAGGAUGAAGUGGAGGGAUUGUUGGAAAUUCUAUCAUAUGGGUUUGUGAAUUUGGGAUUUUAUAUUGGAAAAAGGGUAUUGUCAUUUGUCUCCAUGGAAGAAUUGAAGAAGCUUUUGAAUGUUGUAUACAGGUAUUGGAAAGAAGCUGUUGGAAAUUUUAUCAUAUGGAUUUGUGGAUUUGGGAUUAUUUAUUGGAAAGAGGGUAUUGUCUGCAUGGAAGAAUUGAAGAAGCUUUUGAAUGUUGUAAACAUGUGUUGGAAUGAAGCAGAAAACGAGUUAAAAGUCUGUAGCGUAGCCUCUUAUGAAAGUAGUGACAUCGAUUUGGAGGCUAACAAGACUAGUCAAAAUGAAGAUAGUAGGGUAAUGGAAUAUGAAUCUUCUUCCUUCAUUCCCCAUUAUGAGAUAUUUCCUAAGGAUGACUAUGUUGUUCCAAGUGCAGAAUUGUGGAUGUACGAGACCCAAUUUGAUAGCUUCGUCCAAUUUUAUAAACAAAGAUGUGAAUUGACUGAUCCUGAGGUCAAACAACUCGACACUACUCGCAAUUACAUGUUAUAA
Molecule: messenger RNA, 3456 nt
Organism: Impatiens glandulifera
Lineage: Eukaryota; Viridiplantae; Streptophyta; Magnoliopsida; Ericales; Balsaminaceae
Exons: 16
Coding region: 1-3456 (1151 amino acids)
Biological process (GO): negative regulation of DNA-templated transcription
Molecular function (GO): acyltransferase activity, transferring groups other than amino-acyl groups; transcription corepressor activity
Source: RefSeq, a predicted model, not a curated record